AUGUCAUCGCCAUCUGCAUUAGAAUCAAACCAACUACUGACGGAAAGGCAAAAGAGACUCUUGAGUUUUCUAAUGUCCAAGAAGGUGCCGCCUGUACCUACACAACAAGAAAGGAAACCAUAUCCUGGGUCCAGAGCUAACUUUAUCAAGCAAAUUUUCUUUUGGUGGUUGUCUCCAGUGAUGAAAACUGGGUAUCAAAGAACUUUACAACCAGAUGAUUUAUUUUAUUUGACUGAUGACAUAAAAGUACAAAAAAUGGCAGAUGAUUUUUACAGAUACAUGACACAUGAUAUUGAUCGUGCUAGACAGAAACACAUUGCUGAGAAAUGUGCUGAGCGAAACGAAACUCCUGAAACGACAUCUGUUGAUCCUGAGGAAGAUUUGAAGGAUUUUCAAUUGAAUAAGUUUUUAACAGUAUGGGCAUUGGCCAAGACUUUCAAAUGGCAAUAUACUUGGGCUUGUGUAUGUUUAGCAUUGAGUAAUGCUGGUCAAACAACUUUACCAUUAUUGAGUAAGAAAUUGAUUAAAUAUGUCGAGUUGAAGGCUUUUGGUUCAGAGCCAGGAAUUGGAAAGGGUCUUGGCUAUUCAUUCGGAACAACAGCAAUGGUAUUCAUUAUUGGUGUGUUGAUCAACCAUUUUUUCUACCGUUCAAUGAUUACUGGUGCUCAAGCUAAAGCGGUAUUGACGAAGGCGCUUUUGGAUAAAUCAUUUAAACUUAGUGCUGAAGCCAAACACAAAUAUUCAGUGGGUAAGAUCACUUCCAUGUUGGGAACAGAUUUAUCGAGAAUCGAUUUUGCAUUGGGUUUCCAACCAUUUAUUAUUGUGUUUCCUAUACCAAUUGCCAUUGCAAUUGCCAUUUUAGUGGUGAAUAUUGGCGUUGCAUCCUUAGUCGGUGUGGGAAUUUUGCUUGUGUUUAUGGUUGGUAUUGCUUUUUCAACAGGAAAGUUAUUUGCCUAUAGAAAGAAGGCUAAUACGUAUACCGAUUCAAGAGUAAACUACAUGAAGGAGGCAUUAAACAAUUUAAAAGUUAUUAAAUUUUACUCGUGGGAACCACCAUAUCACAAGAACAUCUCAGACAUUAGAAAGAAGGAAAUGAAGAUUAUUUAUCGUAUGCAAGUUCUUCGAAAUAUUGUUACUUCAUUUGCCAUGUCUUUGACCUUGUUUGCAUCAAUGACAGCAUUUUUGGUACUUUACGCUAUUUCCAGUGGAAGAAGAGAUCCAGCAUCCAUCUUUUCCUCACUUUCUCUUUAUAAUACUUUAACACAGCAAGUCUUUUUGCUACCAAUGGCUUUGGCCACUGGUGCAGAUGCGUUUAUGGGUAUCUCUCGUGUUGGUGAUUUCAUGUCACAGAGCGAAAUCAAUCCGCAGGAAAAUGCCAUUGAAGCUCCACCUGAUGUUCAAGAAUGGAUGGAUAAGGAAUCCUUGUCGAUUGAUAUUGAAAAUGCUUCAUUUGAGUGGGAAGUGUUUGAAGAUGAAGAGGAGAAAGAUGGCAAAGCCUCCAAGAAGAAAAAGGAUAGUAAAAAGAGGAAAUCUGAGGAAAGUGUUACCUUGGAUAUACAGGACAGUGAGUCUUCUUCAUCUAAAGGUUUAGAUGGCUUGUCAUCCACUGACGUCGCGUCUGAAGAGGAUGCCCACUUUGAAGGUUUGAAGAAUAUUGAUUUCAAGAUCAAGAAAGGUGAGUUUGUCGUCAUUACCGGUUUGAUUGGUACAGGUAAGUCAUCAUUACUUUCGGCGAUGUCUGGAUUUAUGAAACGUAUUAGCGGAACUGUUAAUGUAAAUGGGUCGUUGUUACUCUGUGGAUACCCAUGGGUGCAAAACUCAACAGUUAAAGAAAACAUCAUUUUUGGAUCAGAAUUUGACGAGGAAAAAUACAAGAGGGUUAUCUAUGCAUGCUCUUUGGAAGCUGAUUUGGAGUUGUUGCCAGCAGGUGAUAGGACUGAAAUUGGUGAACGAGGUAUUACUUUAUCCGGUGGUCAAAAGGCUAGAAUUAAUCUUGCUCGUGCUGUUUACGCCGAUAAAGAUAUCAUUCUCUUGGACGAUAUAUUAAGUGCCGUUGACGCUCGUGUUGGUAAACAUAUCAUGAACAGUUGUCUUUUGGAUUUGUUGAAAGACAAGACUAGAGUUUUGGCAACUCAUCAAUUAUCUUUGAUUGGAUCUGCUGAUCGAGUGAUUUUCUUAAAUGGAGAUGGGUCUAUUGAUAUUGGAAAGUUUGAAGAAUUGAAGGAAAGAAACCCCGGAUUUGGUAAAUUGAUGGCAUUUAAUAGUGAAUCCAAAGAUGAAGAGAAUGAAGAGAAUUUGGAAGAGUAUGCAGAAGAAGAAUUGAUUGAAGAAGAUAAGCGUAAUAUUGAACGUCAAUUAACACGUCGGUCUACACGAACUGCUACUACUGUGGGUGCCUUCCCUGAUGACGAUGAAGAUGACGAUGAAGAAGGUCGUCACCAUGAAUACAACUUGGAUGACGAAGCAGAUGGUAAAUUAAUUGGUGACGAGGAACGUGCUGUUAAUGCCAUCAGUAAAAAAAUCUAUGCCAGGUACUUUGAGUUAGGAUCAGGUAAAUUUACCCCAUGGGUAAUGCUUCCGCUUUUGCUUUUCUUUAUAGUGGUUGCCACAUUCAGUCAAAUUUUCACAAACACGUGGUUAUCCUUUUGGACAGAAUACAAAUUCGAUAGACCAAACAAGUUCUACAUUGGUAUCUACAUCAUGUUUACGUUCUUGUCGUUUAUUUUAUUGACUUGUGAAUUCAUUAUAUUGGUUUACAUCACCAAUACUGCCUCAGUACAAAUGAAUGUUCUUGCUGUUCGCAAAGUUUUGCAUGCUCCAAUGUCAUUUAUGGAUACUACUCCAAUGGGACGUAUUUUGAAUCGUUUCACAAAAGAUACUGAUGUUUUGGAUAAUGAAAUUGGUGAUCAAUUGAGAUUCUUUUUAUAUGUAUUUGCAAAUAUUAUUGGUGUCAUCAUCUUGUGUAUUAUCUAUUUGCCAUGGUUUGCUAUUGCUGUUCCAUUUUUGGGGAUGUUGUUUGUUUCCAUUGCUGAUUACUAUCAAGCAUCUGCUCGUGAGAUUAAACGUUUGGAAGCAGUACAAAGGUCUCUUGUUUAUAAUAACUUUAACGAAACUUUGAGUGGUAUGGCAACAAUUAAAGCAUACAAGGUUACCGAAAGAUUUAUUGACAAGAAUAACUACUUGAUUGAUCGAAUGAAUGAAGCAUACUAUAUUACCAUUGCAAAUCAACGAUGGUUAGCCAUUCACAUGGACUUUGUGGCUACAUUAUUUGCCUUGUUGAUUGCUUUACUUUGUGUUAAUCGUGUGUUUGAUGUGAGUGCCAGUGCUGUUGGUUUAAUUUUGUCAUAUGUCUUGCAAAUUGCAGGUCAAUUGUCCAUGCUUAUUAGAACUUUCACUCAAGUCGAAAACGAAAUGAACUCCGCCGAAAGAUUGAACUCAUAUGCAACAAGCUUACCAGUUGAAGCGCCAUACGUUAUUACUGAAAAUGCCCCACCUCCAGACUGGCCCACACAAGGUAGUAUUACAUUUGAUCAUGCAUCAUUAGCAUAUAGACCCGGUUUGCCUUUGGUUUUAAAGGAUUUGAACUUUACUAUUAAACCUAUUGAAAAAAUUGGUAUUUGCGGUAGAACUGGUGCUGGUAAAUCAUCAAUAAUGACAGCAUUGUACAGAUUAUCUGAGUUGGAUUCAGGAAAGAUUGAAAUCGAUGGAAUUGAUAUAUCUAAGUUAGGAUUGAAAGAUUUGAGGUCAAAGUUGUCAAUCAUUCCACAAGAUCCAGUUUUGUUUAGAGGUACAAUUAGAACCAACUUGGAUCCAUUUAAUGAACAUGAUGAUGUUCGAUUAUGGGAUGCAUUGAGAAGAACAGGAUUAAUUGAAGAAUCAAGAUUGGAAUCAGUUAAGAAACAAACAAAAGCCAGUGCCAAACCAACUUCGUCCAUCACCGAAAAAUCAACAGAAAAAGCAGUUACUCCCGAUUCAUUGACAUUGCAUAAAUUCCAUUUAGACCAGGCAGUUGAAGAUGAAGGUUCCAACUUUUCACUUGGUGAAAGGCAAUUAAUUGCUUUUGCCCGUGCUUUGGUUCGUGAUUCUAAAAUCCUCAUAUUAGAUGAAGCUACGUCAUCAGUUGAUUAUGAAACCGAUUCCAAAAUCCAAGAAACAAUUAUUCGUGAGUUUAGAGAUUGUACCAUUUUAUGUAUUGCUCAUCGUUUGAAAACGAUUAUCAAUUAUGAUCGAAUCUUGGUAUUGGAUAAGGGUGAAGUUAAAGAAUUUGACACGCCCUGGAAUUUGUUUAAUUCAAAGGGAACUAUAUUCCAACAAAUGUGUGAGCGGUCAAAUGUUACUGAACAAGAUUUUUCAAAUUCAACAAAGUUUUGA
Molecule: messenger RNA, 4371 nt
Organism: Lodderomyces orthopsilosis Co 90-125
Lineage: Eukaryota; Fungi; Ascomycota; Pichiomycetes; Serinales; Debaryomycetaceae
Product: Yor1 protein
Exons: 1
Coding region: 1-4371 (1456 amino acids)
Biological process (GO): transmembrane transport
Cellular component (GO): plasma membrane
Molecular function (GO): ABC-type xenobiotic transporter activity; ATP hydrolysis activity; ATP binding
Source: RefSeq, a predicted model, not a curated record